Populus trichocarpa (black cottonwood) is the source of this 3849-nucleotide messenger RNA. RefSeq names its product sister-chromatid cohesion protein 3-like. NCBI's taxonomy places the organism in Eukaryota, Viridiplantae, Streptophyta, Magnoliopsida, Malpighiales, Salicaceae. The record is from RefSeq and is a predicted model, not a curated record. Gene Ontology annotation, molecular function: chromatin binding. Gene Ontology annotation, cellular component: nucleus; cohesin complex; chromatin. Gene Ontology annotation, biological process: sister chromatid cohesion.
CGCAGCUCAAAACACACAAGAUAUCGCGGACGCCAUAAAAUAGAAGUCGGAGUAAUUUCAUUUGGCGGGAGAAAUUUUCCAUUCCUCCCUGGAAAAAAAAAAAACUUUAGGGCAAGCAAAAUCACAACACACAGACACGGUCAUUCUCUUUCUCUCUCUACAAUAGAAUUUUCAAAAUUUCUUACUACAUUUUCAAACACAAAUCCUAGCUAGGUCAUGGACGACCACCCGGAAACUUCCCGAAACCGCUCUAAGAGGAAGAGGUCCAAGACCGAGACCGAGGAGAGAACGAGCGAUGCGAAUGAGGAGGUGGAGGAGCGCGGGGAUGAUUUCGAAGAGGUUCGCCCAAAAUCUAAGCGUAACCGUGCUGCUAAGGAUGCCACUUCCCCAGCCGUGCUCAAUCCCGAUCAAAGCUUGAUCGAUGUUAUCAAAGGCAAUGAGAUACAAAUUCCUCAGGUGGUGAAGCUUUGGGUUGAGCGAUACGAGAAGGAUCCAAAACAAGCAAUGGUUGAACUCUUGACCACGCUGUUUGAGGCAUGUGGAGCCAAAUAUCGUAUCAAGAAAGAGUUGCUGGAUGAGACUGAUGUUGACGAUGUUGUCGUUGCUCUUGUCAAUCUUGCUAGAAAUGGUGAGGUUGAAGAUUAUCAGGGUUCAAAACGGAAGGACUUCAAAAACUUUAAAGACAACCUCCUCUCAUUCUGGGAUAGUUUGAUCGCUGAAUGCCAAGAUGGGCCACUUUUUGAUAAGAUGUUGUUUGACAAAUGCAUGGACUAUAUAAUAGCAUUAUCAUGCACUCCGCCAAGAGUUUACCGUCAAGUUGCAUCCUUGAUGGGGCUUCAACUUGUCACUUCAUUCAUAACGGUAGCUAAAGCGCUUGGUGCACAACGAGAAACUACUCAGAGACAGUUAAAUGCUGAAAAUAAGAAACGAACAGAAGGGCCUCGUUUGGAGUCCCUUAAUAAAAGGUUUGAUAAGAUACUUGUACUAGAGGAAAUGAUGCGCAAAAUAUUUUCUGGGUUAUUCGUGCAUCGGUACCGGGAUAUUGAUCCUAAUAUUCGAACAUCAUGCAUUGAGUCUCUUGGUGUAUGGGUUUUGUCAUAUCCAUCACUUUUCUUGCAGGAUUUAUACUUAAAGUAUCUUGGAUGGACACUUAAUGAUAAAAAUGCAGGUGUCAGAAAAGCAUCUGUUCAUGCAUUGCAAAAACUUUAUGACGCGGAUGAUAACGUGCCCACUCUCGGACUAUUUACUGAAAGAUUUUCCAACCGGAUGAUCGAACUUGCUGAUGACAGUGAUGUUAGUGUAGCUGUUUGUGCCAUAGGACUUGUAAAACAAUUACUCAGGCAUCAGCUUUUACCUGAUGAUGACUUGGGUCCAUUAUAUGAUUUACAUAUUGAUGAUCCAGCGGAAGUCAGGCGUGCCAUAGGAGAAUUGGUGUAUGAUCACUUAAUUGCACAAAAAUUUAAUAGCCCCCAAUCUAGUUCAAGAGGCAGUGACAGUGGCUCUUCUGAGGUUCAUCUUAGCAGAAUGUUGCAAAUUUUGAGGGAGUUUUCAGCAGAACCAAUUCUCAGCAUCUAUGUUAUUGAUGAUGUUUGGGAAUACAUGAAAGCAAUGAAGGAUUGGAAGUGUAUUAUUUCCAUGCUCCUGGAUGAGAAUCCACUAAUUGAGCUUACCGAUGAUGAUGCAACAAAUUUGGUUAGACUCCUUUCUGCAUCUGUCAGAAAGGCUGUAGGAGAGAGGAUUGUUCCAGCUUCGGAUACUCGAAAGCAAUAUUACAAUAAAGCUCAGAAAGAAAUAUUUGAAAACAAUAGACGACACAUAACAAUUGCAAUGAUGAAGAACUACCCAUUACUUCUCCGCAAAUUUAUGGCUGACAAAGCAAAAGUUCCAUCAUUGGUUGAGAUCAUUGUUCAUAUGAACCUAGGGAAAGCAAAAGUUCCAUCAUUGGUUGAGAUCAUUGUUCAUAUGAACCUAGGGCUUUAUUCCUUAAAGAGGCAGGAGAAUAAUUUCAAAAAUGUCCUUCAGCUCAUGAAACAGGCUUUUUUAAAACAUGGUGACAAGGAAGCGCUGAGAUCUUGUGUGAAGGCUAUUAAGUUCUGUUCCACUGAGAGUCAAGGCGAGCUGAAAGAUUAUGCUCUAAAUAAAUUGAAGAAUCUUGAAGAUGAACUUAAUGAUAAGCUUAAGUCUGCAAUGAAAGAAGCAGCAGAUGGUGAUGAAUAUUCUCUGCUUGUGAAUUUGAAAAGGUUAUAUGAGCUUCAGUUGUCAUGGUCUGUACCUAUUGAGAGCUUAUACGAGGAUAUUGUUAAGGUUCUCCACAGUUUUAGAAAUGUGGAUGAUGAGGUUGUCAGUUUUCUUCUUCUCAAUAUGUAUUUGCAUGUAGCCUGGACACUGCAGUCUAUUGUAAAUAGUGAAACUGUCUCUGAAGCAUCCUUAACCUCUCUACUGUCGAAACGCAAUUCCUUGUUUGAGGAACUUGAGUAUUUUCUUGGUACCCCUUCUGAAGACAAGGAAGGGAGCAAAUGUGGAAAUCAGCUAGCUUGUAGAGUUUGUAUUAUACUUGCAGAAGCAUGGUGUUUGUUUAGAAAGGCAAAUUUUUCUUCAACAAAGCUCGAACAUCUAGGAUAUUGUCCAGAUACAUCUGUUCUACAAAGGUUCUGGAAACUUUGUGAACAACAGUUAAAUAUUUCAGAUGAGACAGAAGAUGAUGACACAAAGAAAGAGUACAUUGAGGAGACAAACAGAGAUGCAGUUAUGAUAGCUUCAGCAAAGUUGGUAGUUAGCAAUGCAGUUCCCAAGGAAUAUCUUACUCCGGAGAUCAUUUCUCACUUUGGGAUGCAUGGAACAAGUGUUGCAGAGAUAGUCAAGCAUCUAAUCACUGUCAUAAAGAAAAAUGAUGAUUUUCCAAACAUUUUCAUAGAAGCAUUGAAAAGGGCUUAUGAUCGGCAUCUAGUGGAUCUUUCCAAAAGUGAUGACAAAUCUUUCACUAGCAAAUCUUUUCUAGAGUGCAAGGAUCUUGCUACUAGACUUUCUGGGACAUUCAUGGGUGCUGCUCGGAACAAGCAUAAAUCUGAUAUUCUAAAAAUUGUCAGGGAUGGUAUUGAAUAUGCUUUCUUAGAUGCUCCAAAACAGCUCUCUUUUCUGGAAGGUACCGUGGUUCACUUUGUGCCCAAGCUUCCCGUGAUUGACACCCUGGAAAUUCUAAAGGAUGUCCAAAGCCGGACAGAGAAUGUAAACACCGAUGAAGAUCCCAGUGGCUGGCGCCCUUACCACACGUUUGUUGACAGUUUACGAGAGAAGUAUGUGAAGAAUGAAGGUUUGCCAGAUGAGAAAGAGAGGAGACGCAGUGGUCGUCCAAGGAAGCGGCGUAAUAUAGAGGGAAAGAGAUUGUUUGAUGAGGAAAGUUCAAGUGAAGAAGAGGAUUCAAUUAGUGGAUCAGAUCGAGAAGAUGCUCAUGAUGAAGAAGAGAAACAGGAAGAGGAGGAAGAGGAAGAGGCUCCUUUGAUACAUUCGAUUAGGUCAUCAUCCAAGUUGAGGUCAUUGAAACUUUCAAGAGAUGAAAACAAAGGCCAGAGGAAAGGAGUUUCGGCUUCUAGAACAUCAGGGCCAUCAAGCUAGUAACUGCCCGUGUGUUUUUUCUUAUAUGCAUUCAUGCCACAGCUGACAAGUUGUAGUUACGUCUCAGAGCAGGUCUGUUUUCCUUGAUGCUUCCACAAUAGGCUGCCUGUGUAAUGUCUUAUUUUUCUCAUCUCUCUCACCAGCUAAGCUUGUCAAAGGAGGGCCUGUUUGGGUAGUUAGGAUGGGUAGGAAAAAUGGAAUGGAAAUAUAAAUAAAGUGUGCCUUUUUAUUUAUUUA